This is a messenger RNA of Amaranthus tricolor (Joseph's coat), 889 nucleotides long. RefSeq names its product actin-depolymerizing factor-like. Gene Ontology annotation, biological process: actin filament depolymerization. Gene Ontology annotation, cellular component: actin cytoskeleton; cytoplasm. Gene Ontology annotation, molecular function: actin filament binding. The record is from RefSeq and is a predicted model, not a curated record. The transcript has 3 exons. Bases 242 to 673 code for a protein of 143 amino acids. NCBI's taxonomy places the organism in Eukaryota, Viridiplantae, Streptophyta, Magnoliopsida, Caryophyllales, Amaranthaceae.
ACGUCUUCAGUGUCAAUCUCCAAAUAAUUCAUUGAAAUAAAUUCUCAUACAAACUUCCAAGAAAAGAACAAAAAGAAGCAACCUUUCAGUCAAUUUUUGGGCAGUCCACACAUCAUAUAAUCCCUAAAAAAGUUUAUCACCCUAUUUCCCUCUAGUUUUUCUCAAACCUCAAAACCCAUCUCUCUGAAAUUUUGGUGCAUAAUUUUGGGAAUACCCUUCAAGCAAAUCAAGUUCUUCAACUAUGUCUUUUAAAAGGUCGAAUUCUUUGUCUGGAUUGUCUAUUGCAGACCAGAGCAAAAAUGCAUUUCUGGAUUUAAAAAGGAAGAAGGAUCAUCGCUAUGUGAUAUUCAAGAUUGAUGAGAAGAAGAAAGAAGUUGUUGUCGAGAAGACUGGCACUCCCGCUGAAAGCUAUGACGAUUUUCUGGCUGCUUUACCCGACAAUGACUGUCGAUAUGCAAUCUAUGAUUUCGACUUCGUGACAUCUGACAAUUGCCAGAAGAGCAAAAUUUUCUUCUUCGCUUGGGCUCCUUCAACCUCUCGUAUACGUGCCAAGAUGCUGUACGCUACAUCAAAGGAGAACUUCAAGGACGAGCUUGAUGGUGUCCAUUAUGAGAUUCAGGCUACCGACCCCUCCGAGGUUGAUCUCGAAGUGCUCAAAGAGCGUGCGCAUUAAUUAUUUCGAUGUUAAUACAGAGAUGAAUUUUUCUCCUGAAGAAAGAACUAAUCAAUUACAGAAGGUCUGACAUUUGAAUUGAAACUCAAGGAUUACCUGAAUGUAAACUUAUUGCUAUAACUAUAAAUGUUAUAAUUCCUGGAAGUUAUAAGUACUAUGAAUCCCAGCUGUUUUAUGUAUAAGUUGAGAGUAUAAAGUCUACAUGUAUUGGUUGUA